Molecule: messenger RNA, 2289 nt
Organism: Xenopus tropicalis (tropical clawed frog)
Lineage: Eukaryota; Metazoa; Chordata; Amphibia; Anura; Pipidae
Product: mucin-19-like
Exons: 1
Coding region: 1-2289 (762 amino acids)
Source: RefSeq, a predicted model, not a curated record
AUGGAUCCAGUUGAUCCAAACAAAACCACUAGUUCCCCUUUGGGGAACAACCAACAGGUUAAUACAGCAAUGAAUGUUUUUCAGGAUGCCAUUGCAAGAGCUCUUGGCAUUUCUAAUCCAGAUGGAGCUCCAGUUGGAGCAAACGCUGGCACUGUGACUGGUCCGUCAUCCAGUGCAAAUGUGGCCGGCAAUUCAAGUGCAGGUCCAAGUACCCGCUCUUCUGGAAGGAAAAGAGCACGUUCUCCUGAGGACCAGACUAGCAGUAGGAAACAUCGCAGAACAGAUAGUGAGGGUAAGGGGAGCACCUCAAACUUAAAAAACAUGGCCCCUGCAACAUCAAAAGAACAAAGACGUUCUACUCGGGCUCAGAGUGCCGCAAAACGACUGAAAUGGAAAUACAAGAAGAUCAAAAGACGCACUUGGAACAAGCCCAAGGUUUCCAGAGUGCAGGAGGCACAGGCAAUCAAAGUCUUCCAGGAUGCAAUUGCCGAAGCCCUUGAAAGCUCAUUGGCUACUGGCACUUCCGGAGCAGGUACACAAGUUGCCUCAUCUCCUGGGCCAUCUACAAGCAUGGCCAGCAGUUCAGGGGCAACUCCAAGUACCAGCUCUUCUGGGAGAAAAAGAGCUCAUUCUCCUGAGAACCAGACUAAACGUAGGAAACGUCACAGAACAGAUAGUGCAACAUCAAAAGAACAAAGAGGUUCUACUCGGGCUCAGAGUGCCUCAAACCGACUGAAAAGAAAAUACAAGAAUAUCAAAAGACGCACUUUACACAAGCCCAGGGUUUCUAGAGUGCAGGAGGCACAGGCAAUCAAAGUCUUCCAAGAUGCAAUUGCCGAAGCCCUUGAAAGCUCAUUGGCUACUGGCACUUCCGGAGCAGGUACACAAGUUGCCUCAUCUCCUGUGCCAUCUACAAGCAUGGCCAGCAGUUCAGGGGCAACUCCAAGUACCAGCUCUUCUGGGAGAAAAAGAGCUCAUUCUCCUGAGGACCAGACUAGAAGUUGGAAACAUCGCAGAACAGAUAGUGAGGGUAAGGGUAGCACCUCAAACUUAAAAAACAUGGCCCCUGCAAUAUCAGAAGAACAAAGAGGUUCUUCUCGGGCUCAGAGUGCCUCAAAACGACUGAAAAGAAAAUACAAGAAGAGCAAAAGACGCUCUUUACACAAGCCCAGGGUUUCUAGAGAGCUGGAGGCACAGGCGAUUAAAGUCUUCCAGGAUGCAAUUGCCAAAGCCCUUGAAAUCUCAUCGGCUACUGGCACUUCCGGAGCAGGUACACAAGUUGCCUCAUCUCCUGUGCCAUCUACAAGCAUGGCCAGCAGUUCAGGGGCAACUCCAAGUACCAGCUCUUCUGGGAGAAAAAGAGCUCGUUCCAGUGAGGAACAGCCAAGAAUUAACACUAAAGACAAUGAAACUGAUACUAAUUCCACAAACACAAGCAGACAAACUUGUAAAAAAUCUACCAAAGGUAUAAAAAACCGACAGCCCAGCCCUUAUAGCCAGCAGCAGGCUAGUGAUUUCCAAUUAUUCCAGGAUGCAGUUGCCAAAGCUCUUGGAAUAUCUGACAGUGAAACAAACACUAGCGUUGCCACUAACCAGACAUUUGCUCCACCGGCAAAGUCUGUCGCCAAAGAUACUAGCAUAGUACCAAGUACUAGCUCUUUGGUGAGAAACAAUGAUGGAGUUCAAUUGCAGAACAGUAGCACUGGGAAUAUUGCUGGAAUUCCAUCUCCGGCAACAGAAAACAGAAUAGAUCCAACUAUUAGUUCUUCCGUGGCCCAGAAAGACAAUUCUGGUCAACAGAAUCAGUGCAAUGUUCAAAAUAAUGUUACGUCCCCUGAGAAUCCUUCUACUACAACCAGGGGAAUAUUUGAAUAUAUAGAGUUAAGUGAAAGGGAACGAGCCAUUCAAGCACAUCAACAGCAGAUGGCUCUACAACAACAAAUGGAACAUCUCAGGGAGUCUCCAUAUGAAGAUUCCCCUCUAUUCAGGAACCCAAUACCUGAAACAAGGAAGAGAAAGUUGGACACCAACCCAGAAGAUGUUGCUUUAUGGAACCCCAAGCGUCUGAGGCCCAGACUGGGCAAAGGACCUAAGGUACGCCCCAAAGCCUUAGCAACAAAGGCAGAAACACGGGAUGUACAAGGCAAAGAAGAUUCUACAUCAGAUGAUAUAUUUCCACCAACAUCAGUAAUAAUGACAAGAUUAAGGGCAAGGGCACAAGCAAUGAAGAGAAAAGAUCCGAGCAGAUCUGAGCAGUCUGAUAAAAAAGAUGAUUCCCAGUCAAAGUAA